This is a messenger RNA of Knipowitschia caucasica, 1767 nucleotides long. NCBI's taxonomy places the organism in Eukaryota, Metazoa, Chordata, Actinopteri, Gobiiformes, Gobiidae. The record is from the annotation of a GenBank genome assembly.
AUGGAAGAAAACAGUGUGAUUUAUGAGGUGGGAAAUACGUCUGAUCUGUCUGAGGCGAUGGACUGGGAUAGCAACCAGUUUGCAAACAUUGCCAUCAGGGCAAAGUCUAAAAUAUCCAAAAGACUAGACAAUCUGCAGGGUAGGACUCCUCUGAAACAGCAGAUACAGCGCCUCACCAUGAACAUUUCUGCGCUGGACUUACAGCAGCACGAGUGGAAAAGCGAAGUGGAGGACCUCAAUCUCCUUCUUGACAAUCGCACUCAGGUCAUUGGCGUCUUGAGCACUAACUUGAAAUCACAGGAAGAGGUGAUUGUCGAGCUCCACGCCGCCAAUGCUGAGUACCAAAGCGAAAUUAAACGCUUGAAGCAGGAGCUAGUGAAAAGCAAUAUUAUCAGCAAACUAAAAGGUCACAAGACAGAGACGGAACUUGAGCAGAAACUUUCUCUGUCCCAGUUUGCUUACAAUGAACUUUCAAAGGAGUUCUCAAAGUUUCAACACAAUCUGGCAUUUGUUGAAAAGAAACUGAAAUAUAAAAGUGACACGAUCCAGAAGAAAAAACUGGAUCAUUCAAAGUAUCAGAAAGACGUUUCAGUUUGUUACGACAAGCUGACAGCUCAGAUAGAGACAAUAGAAGACAUGUUCUAUGCUGAAAAAAUUAUAACCAGGAAUUAUGAGGUUAUUACUCAGCUGUCCUCUACACAUGGAAAUAUGGAAGGACUUAAACAGCUGUUGGCACCUCCAGAACAAAAGAGUGAUCAGAAAGAUAAUCAGCAGCUAAGACAAAAACUCUCUGAGGAAGUAGAGGACGAUUUGCCUACUGAACAAGGGAAUCAGAGCAAAAUUGAGGAGAUUAUCGCACAGAUGAAAUCUGAGAAUGAGUCUCAAGCAAGCGAGAUCACCCAAAAGAACAGUAUGACCGCCAACAUCCCCUACACACCGUCUUUUGGAAUAAAGACAUCCUCUAAAAGUGAAGAUAUGGAAGGACUUAAACUGCAGUUGGCCUCUCUACAACAGAAAAAUGAGGAGAAAGAUGCAGAGAUUCAAAAGCUGAACUUGGAUCAUUCAAAAUAUGAGGAUGAUGUUUCUGUUUGCUACGACAAGCUGACUGUCGAGAUAGAGGCCAUAGAGAACAUGUUAGAUGCUGAACAAUUUAUGAACAGAAACCAUAAAGUCAUUGCUCAGCUGUCCUCCAUACAUGGAAAUAUGGAAGGACUUCAAUUGCUGUUGGCGUCUCCUGAACAGAAGAGUGAUCAGAGUGAUAAUCAGCAGCUAAGACAAAGGAAGGAAAUGUUGCCUGCUGAACAAGGUUACCACAGCAAAAUCACAAAGAUUUUUGAACGAAUGGAGUAUGAGAAUGCGUCUCAAGAAAGCACAAUCACCCAAGUGAAUAGUAUGAUCGGCAACAUCCCUGAAGAUAUGGAAGGACUUAAACAACAGUUGGCGUCUCUAAAACAGAAAAGUGAAGAGAAAGAUGCAGAGAUUCAAAAGCUGAAACUGGAGCAUUCAAAAUAUGAGAAAGAUGUUUCUGUUUGUUACGACAAGCUGACUGUUGAGAUAGAGGCCAUGGAAGACACGUUAGAAGCUGAAAAAGCUAUAAGAAGGAACAUUGCCGUUAUUGCUCAGCUGUCCUCUGAACAUGGGAACCACUGUGACAUUGUGAAGAUUAUUGAACGGAUGAAAUAUGAGAAUACGUUUCAUGAAAGCAAGAUCACUCAAAUGAAGACUUCACAGGGGCACCAGCUCAGUCUUUUCAAAGCUUCACUCUAA